Messenger RNA from Mauremys reevesii (Reeves's turtle), 1560 nucleotides. RefSeq names its product golgin subfamily A member 5-like. The transcript is spliced from 12 exons. The record is from RefSeq and is a predicted model, not a curated record. NCBI's taxonomy places the organism in Eukaryota, Metazoa, Chordata, Testudines, Geoemydidae. The coding region runs from base 351 to 1487 and encodes 378 amino acids.
ACAGGCCACAUGCUUUACUUCUCCAGGCAUAAACCGUUAUUUGUGAAGGUAAAUGACAUGAUGCUCCCAAGAGCACAAUAAUCCCUCAGCGGAACAUCAGGUGCAUCACACACAUUAUGAUGCUCCCAGAUUUCAAGAGUUACCUUCGUGGCUGGAUGGGUCAUAAUGCAGCCCAGCUGACAGUAUUAGAAAUGAGGGGGCAGAUUAAGCCAAGAAGGCAGGGAGACAUGAGCAGGAGAACAGAGACUCGGCCCCAGGAGAGCUAAGCACAGCCAGCUUUAUACACCAAGGGUUGAUCCUAGAUUACUUUGUCAUUGGUAAACAGUUAAAAGCACCUGCCUACCAGCCACAUGAACUGGGACACACAGCUCAACUCCAUACUGACUGCAACAGACAGCAACGUGGCUAAAAUAAAGCAGCGUCUGAACACAACCAGCAUCUCUUCCAAAGUGGAUUUGCUGCUUGACAGAAUAAACACUGAGAAAGUUGCAUUUGAUGAGUCUCUGGCUGGAUCUCAGCACCCGUGUCCUACCUGCCUAAGUCUUCCACGCUGCAGGAUGGCAACAGAGGAGCUUGCAGCCAUCAGCAGUCAGCUGCAUUCACAAGCUAAGGUCAUUGAGUCCCUCACCCAGUCGGUAAAUCGACUGAAGCAGGAGAAGGAGCUCCAGCAGCAGCAGAUCCAUCAUCUGGAAGAGGAGGUUGGUCGAUUGCAUAACAGCCCUCAGAGUGGCUUGGAGUCCCUGCUGGGGCGGAGAAUGGAAGGGCUGAAAAGCGAGCUUCGUAACUUGCGACAGCAAGUGUUUCACCAGCCGGAUGGAGAUUGCACCCCGGAUCUGUAUCCCAGCUCCAGCGUCAUGCAGGAGGUGCAUGAGAGCAAAAAGCUCCUGUGGCGAGAAUAUGAGUGUGUGAGGAGAGAAGUGGAGCAACUGAAGCACAAGCUCAACCGACAGGAGGAGGAUCUAGUCAAUCAGAUGUCUGAAACUGAUGAAAUGAAGAGAACUCAAAGUCGAUACUGCAAGAUGCUGGAAGAUUUGAUGAACAGUCACAAAACUCAAUCUGAUGACUUGGACAAAGCCAGGUUGGAGACGCGGAGCACCCAGCAGGAGCUCGGCCACAUCAGAUCCACGGUCACUGACCUGAAAGACCAAAUGAAAAAUCUGCCCUUGGAAGAGAAGUCAUACACUAAGCCCGUAGGAAAGGAAAGUGCUUAUGGGAUGGAAAGCAAUGAUUUGUCGAGAGAAGAGGAGAUAUUUUCUUCCUCCCUGAGUGAUGAUUCUGCCUCUGAGCUCAGUCUCACAGAUGUCAGCUCUGACGAGCUUUCUAGUGCCACAGAGAUUAAGGAGCCUGAAGGAUCCCAAGACCUCUCCACCCCAAGCCUGGAGCUGGAGGACAGCACCCCCAAGGAGGAGGCUGGAAGCAUGUCGGAUGAGGACCUCAGCAGUGACCUGUUUGACAGUCUGCCUGAACUUAAUCUGAGUGAUCUUUAAUGCUUAGCCAAAGAAAGCCCCCUUCUGUCAAAUAAGAAAAAUUAAAGAUGGAAAGGGAAUUGGCGUCUCAAAA